UUCUGAGAAACGUCAAUUAGAUUUACUUGAUUUAAACUGUUCAGUUCCAAGAUUGUCUUUUUUUCAAUUUCCCUCUCACUCGUCUAUUGGUUGAAAUAUGGAGUCUAAGCUUUUUGUGUUAGCUUUAUUUUUUUGCGUCUCAUUUGCUUUUGUUUCAGCUCAAAGAAGCAAAAAUUGCGAUCAAACUUUGAUCGAAGCUGACAAGUGUUUGAAAAGACUUCUUUAUGUUGGAGACUGGAAUCUUACAAUCAUCAGAAAUGAAGCUGAUCUCGUUGCUCACUGUCGGGAUACAAAGAAGGAUAUGGCUUGUAUCAAAAGGUAUCAAAAAUGCUUGAACAGCUUCCCUCGAGAAGUCUUUAAUUUGAUGUCUCGAAAUGCUCGUCAACUCAACAAGGAGAGAUGUGAAGAUGCCAAAGGAAAAGCCGAAUUCUUGAAGCACAUUAAAUGUUUGGACAAUUCAACAAUCAGUGUUAAUAUGUGCAUGGACAAAGUAAUCGUCCUUCUUGAUUAUAUUGCAAAUAAUAUUAAAGGUGAUCGUGAUGCUAUGCUUGGUUCAACAUGCUGUGCUGUCCACUUGGGUUUAAGCUGUUUCACUGAGAAGGUUAAUGAAAACUGUGCUAAGAAAACUGGUCCAGAAACCUCUGUCUAUGUAACCGCUAAAGUUAAUCAGAUGGUCGCUGAUGUAUUUGACUUAGCUUGUGCUAAAGUGCCCGAUGUUGCCUCAUGUGAUAAAUCUAAUCCUGAAUUGAUGAAAACUUACCGCAGUAUAAUCGCUCCAUCCGCAAACAUUAAACGUCAACAAAUUUCACCAUUGAUUCCAUUGAUGAAGGUUGUCAAAAAGAUUGAACUUUAAACUGAAAACUCAACCUUGACAUGAUUUUUAAUUGAUUCCCUUUUCACACUUUUUUACCAAUCAACCCACCCUAAAUCAAUUUAUUUGUGUCUAUUUCACUCAUGUAUUGUAUUGCAAUUGAUAUUUAAUAAAAAUAAUGACUUAUAAGCAAGCUUUA
Molecule: messenger RNA, 1010 nt
Organism: Tetranychus urticae (two-spotted spider mite)
Lineage: Eukaryota; Metazoa; Arthropoda; Arachnida; Trombidiformes; Tetranychidae
Source: RefSeq, a predicted model, not a curated record